Epinephelus lanceolatus (giant grouper) is the source of this 3543-nucleotide messenger RNA. NCBI's taxonomy places the organism in Eukaryota, Metazoa, Chordata, Actinopteri, Perciformes, Serranidae. The record is from RefSeq and is a predicted model, not a curated record.
GUCCAGAGCUGUGAGGAGGGUAGGAUGGGAGGAGGAGAGUAGGGCGAGAUAGCUGACAUAUAUGCACAGGCAGGAGAAACCCCGCAGCGCGCACUCACACACGGGUUCACCAUGUAGAGGCGGAAUGACACACACGCGGACUCCUAUUCAUCCUCAAACUUAACACCAGCAUGCAUCCUGCGCUGCUCUGACUGGAAACACCGGCUGACGUCAUUCGGAUUUCUCUGCAGAGACAAAAAUAAAAACAGGAGCAGAAAAUGGCAGCCGCAGACAUCUUCUACUUCACUUUGUGGAUCGCCACAGUCCUCACCACCGGACUCGGAUGCCCUGAGCUCUGCACCUGCUCAGAUAAAUAUGGCCGCCAUUUUGCUGAAUGCUCCUACAAAGACUUGGUCGCAGUCCCAGAUGGUUUGCCUCUUAAUGUUACAACUGUGAGUCUCACCGCCAACAAGAUCAGUGUGAUAUCAUUGGGGAGCUUCGACAACGUCACCAGGGUGACGUCGCUGUGGAUGGCCCACAAUGAGAUCGUAUCUAUUGAACCGGGGACCCUCACGCCUUUAGGUCAUCUGCGUAACUUUGACAUCAGCCACAACAGACUUGUAGACUUUCCCUGGGAGGAUCUGCAGAAUCUCACGAGCCUGCUGCUGUUGAAGAUGAACCACAAUGAGAUGGUGCACCUGCCGAGUGAUGCCUUUGACAACCUCAAAGACCUGAGGUCCCUCCGACUCAACAAUAACAAAUUCACAACCAUCGCUGAAGGGACGUUUGAUGGUUUGGUGUCGUUGUCCCACUUGCAGAUUUAUAAAAACCCUUUUGCAUGCACCUGCUCCCUCGACUGGCUCAGAGACUGGAUUUCAAAAACCACCAUCACAGUCCCGGAGCAGAAUUUGAUCAUUUGUGCAACGCCACAGAAGCUCAGAGGGGAAAUUAUCGGAAAAUUGCCUGAGUCAAAGUGCACAGGCGCAAGUGUGACAAUACAAGCCGAGCCAAAUACUCACAACACGACUUUCUUCGAGGGCAGUACGCUGGUGUUGACUUGUGUAUUCACAGGAAACCCAAAGCCUCUGGUGUUGUGGGACAUUCGCAGCAAAAGCCAGAAGCUAGAGCUGGCAUUGUCCUUCACUGAGGAUGACUCGGCAGAAUCAAAUGAAGACUCGUUACUGUCCUAUAAUCCAGUCAAAGUCUUUAAUAAUGGGACUCUCAUAAUUUCAUACCUCAGGAAGGAAGACGGCGGUAACUACAGCUGCUCGGCCACAAAUGAGUUUGGAAGAGCCGAGGAUUCAGUGUCAGUGGAAGUGGUGGCGUUACCAAAGCCAACACUCAAAAAACGAAUCACCACAACACCUGCCUUUGUUAAAAUGCACCCAUCUGUACACCAAACAACAGACAAAACAUCUGUUUUUGAUUCUGUGCGUCUCCCUGAUUUAAAGAGAAAAGACAUCAUGAACACUGCACCCAGUUUUCCGCCCACUGCAGAGAUCAAGCCCUCCGAGAAGGCAGCAACAUAUCCAUCACGUGCUAGUAAAUGCGGCUUGACAGCUAACACGAGAUACAUUUCCAGCCACUUCUUUAACGGGAGCAUGGAUGAUAUCAAGCAGUACACAUUUGACUUUGGCGUCAUCGCAUUAGGGGUGUCAGAAACAGAGGUAACAGUGCGACUCAACCCUCUUCUCAUACCCAGAGACCACAGCGCCAAACGGGGUGCCAACGCCGCUGCCACCACAUCUGAGAGCCUCCACGCUGACAGUGAAGAACACGAUGACCUGGCUGACUCCUCCGAAAAAGUCAUCUCAAAUGGCUUGUACCUGUGCGUCACUGCCGACCGCAAACACUCAGCUGUGCAGUGGUCGCGGAUCAAAGAGGGCGUCAACACGUAUCUGUUCAGCGGUUUACGCCCCGGCACCAACUACUCCCUGUGUCUGACCUACAGAGGGGAGGACUGUGAGGUUCAGGUGCUGUUCACAACGAAGAGGAGGACGCCUAACCUGCUCAUCAUCAUUUCCGUCAGCAUCUGCCUCCUUACCGUGUCCACUGUACCCCUCCUGGGUGCGACGUGCUUCCACUUGGUGUACAAAUACCGCAGCAAGACCUACAAGCUCAUCCUGAAGGCCAAAGACCAGUACCACAUGGAGAGGAACCUCACCGCCAACUUUAACAUCCGUGCACCUCACACCGAGUCCCAGAGGAAGAUUAACGGCAGCCAGCUGGACGAGGAGGAGGGGGAGACGGAGAGUGGGGACGGUGAGAGAGAAGCAGAUACAGAAGAAAGUGUAAUGACUGAAUCCUUUUCUUUGUCUCAGUGCAGGAAUUUAGACAACUGUGAGGUCGGCUCUGAGUACAGUGACAGGUUACCUUUGGGGGCUGAGGCAGUGAAUAUUACAAGCAACUACAAAUAACAAAAAGCAGUUUACAUUUGCAUGUGGUCAAAGGAUAAAACAGGAUUUUGUUUCAGUUUGUGCCAAUGGUUUAGGCUUCCUUUAGUUGUGCAAAGGCAGCCCUGAAAUAUUGCUUUAUUCCACAGAGAUCUGACAAGACAUAAAAUACAUUUAUUUACAGAGCUGAAUCGUUCAGUCACUAGACAGGCUACAUGCUGCCAGGCUGUGAUUGUCAGAGGAUGUUUUCCAGACAAACAUUUUAGGGAAAUCUGAACUAGGCCUGGAAAUGAAAACCUUGUUAGUUUUUUGUGACUGGAAAUAUCACAGCUUGUUUUCCUCCUUUCAAAAUAGGCAAUUUUCUGUGAUGCAUUCAUGUACACUUUUGAAAAAUGAGCUCCAUAAACAACGUUAGAGCAAAAAUACAACCAGCGUGUGUUCUAGAGAGAGAAACUGGGUGCUCAACCUCAAAAUUUUAAAUCAUUUAUGAAGGUAGAGAAAGGCAGCGCUCCAUCAGAGCAGUCAGUGUCUGUCCAGCCUCAUAUUUUUAUUAAGAUUGAGAUUAUACUUUUAAUAAGAAUUUAUUAAGAAGUCUGCGCCAGAGGCCUUCCUCAGAGCAUGAGUAGUGUUUAAGAUAAUAGUUUGGUAUUAAGGGAAAUGCAUUUAUUUGCUUAUCUUGCAGAGAGUUAGAUGAGAAUAUCAAACCCACUCUCAUGUAUCUCCAUAGAUGUAUAAAGAGAAGUGGAGGCGGGCCCCCAUAAAUUGCUAUGAAAAUUGCUCAGUGGUGCAUGAAGCCAAAAAACUUUGACUUCACUGGUACCCAUAUCGUCUGUGUCAGUGGGCUCAUAUCCUUCUGAGACCCGAACUUUUGUUUGGUAUGCAUUUUUAAUUUCUCCUAGCUAUUUUGGAUCAGUAGGACCUGAUAAGUAUGAAAAACUUAACAUUGUCAGUGAUAAUUAAGUCCCAGUGUCCUCAAACGAGACAACAAUGAAGUCCCAGUGUCCUCAAAUAAGAUGAUAGUCCCAAUGUCUUCAAAUGGUUAUUUCCUAAUUAACAGUUUCGUAGGCUAAAAUUAGUCAAAUUUGUCGCCAUAUCAAAUAACAAACAUUAUUAAUCAUAAAUAAACAAGUUUCAACCAUAAAAUUUGAUCAGGUUUUGGACCUUGUCCACU